This is a messenger RNA of Didymella exigua CBS 183.55, 1485 nucleotides long. RefSeq names its product carbohydrate-binding module family 1 protein. Bases 240 to 1244 code for a protein of 334 amino acids. Lineage: Eukaryota; Fungi; Ascomycota; Dothideomycetes; Pleosporales; Didymellaceae. Gene Ontology annotation, biological process: carbohydrate metabolic process. Gene Ontology annotation, cellular component: extracellular region. The transcript has a single exon. Gene Ontology annotation, molecular function: cellulose binding. The record is from RefSeq and is a predicted model, not a curated record.
GCCCGGUGGCUCACUGACUCAGGAUGCGUACACAGGCUUACCAGGCCGAGAUGGGAGCAUCUCUCAGCCACUUUCGGGCGAGUAUAAGAGGCAUCUGCCGCCCAUCUGGAGAAAGGCACGCUUGACGCUCACACAUUCGUUCCCUAUACACUCUUUCAGUCUUUUGACUUCUCGAACUGUUCAUUUUCGUCCUUUUUUUGACCGUCACUCUUUACACAAACCCGUACCUACCAUUCACAAUGAAGUUUUCUCAGGUCCUCGCUGUUGCUGCUGCCAGUCAGCUCGCCUCUGCUCAUACCACCGUCUGGAACAUCCUCGUUAACGGAGAGGAUGCCGGCCUUGGCAACACACAGGGUGGCUACAUCGACACUCCCCCCAACAACAACCCCGUCACCGACGUCACCUCGUCCGCCAUGACCUGCAAUGUCGCUGGCACCAAGGCCUCCAAGUCCAUCACCGUCAAGGGUGGUGACAAGAUUGCUUUCCAGUGGCACCACGACAACAACCAAGCCUCUGACGACAUCAUCGCCUCCUCCCACAAGGGUCCUAUCAUGGUAUACGCCUCGAAGGCUGGCUCUUCGUACUCGUGGACCAAGAUCUGGGAGGAUGGCUACAGCAACGGCAAGUGGGCCGUCGACAAGCUCAUCGCUGGUUCCUACACCGGCAAGGCCGGCCAGCACGACCUGACCCUCCCCAACCUCGCCCCCGGCGACUACGUCCUCCGCCCCGAGAUCAACGCUCUCCACGAGGGUAACCGCCAGGGUGGCGCCCAGUUCUACAUGGAGUGUGUCCACAUCAAGGUCGAGGGCUCCGGCACCGCUGUCCUGCCCGCCGGUGUCACCUUUCCUGGCGCCUACAAGGCCACCGAUCCCGGUGUCCUUUUCGACAUCUACUCCGGCUUCACCAGCUACACUCCUCCUGGCCCCAAGGUCUGGAACGGCGCAUCCUCCGACUCAUCUCCUGCUGCCUCUGCAACCACGACCACUGCGAAACCUGCCACCACGACCGCUGCUCAGCCUACCACUACCGCUGCUAAGCCUACCACUACCGCUGCUAAGCCUACUACCACCGCUGCUGCCAAGCCUACUACUCUCGCUACCUCCGUCAAGCCGGCUGCCACCAGUGCUGCUGGCUCCGUUGCCAAGUGGGCUCAGUGCGGUGGCAAUGGUUACACCGGUGCUACUGCUUGUGUGUCUGGCGCCACCUGCACCAAGCAGAACGACUACUACAGCCAGUGCUUGUAGGGUGUUUAAUUACAUCGGGCGUUGAAGUGUACGGUUAGAUUGGGCAAAAGUACUUUGUAGAGUCCUAUGGCCAUGUGACCGUUUCUUCGAUUCAACUGUAUAUAUCUCAUGACAAAUGGACCUCGAGUUCUUGAACAAAAUCCAAGCCUUCCAAAGUGAUGUUUGAAGCCCUAGAGCGGCUCAUGUAAUCGUAGUAACCGUCAAUACCGUAGAUCCAAGAAUGCCACUAUGAAUGACAAAC